This is a messenger RNA of Anopheles arabiensis, 3778 nucleotides long. RefSeq names its product CUE domain-containing protein 1. Lineage: Eukaryota; Metazoa; Arthropoda; Insecta; Diptera; Culicidae. The coding region runs from base 569 to 1504 and encodes 311 amino acids. The transcript is spliced from 3 exons. The record is from RefSeq and is a predicted model, not a curated record. Gene Ontology annotation, molecular function: ubiquitin binding.
AUAAUUAAAAGUCACUUUCCCAACAAGAAAAAAAACGCACACACAAAAUUUCUGCACUGAAAAGAACCUGCUUACAAGUAAAAAAAAAUAUAUCCAUCGGGAGCUAAAACUUAAACUGCUCCCCGUAAUCGAUAACACUUCUUCAACUCUAUCACCCCAUAUUAUCGCAGCAUUUAUUUUCCAUCAGGAUCAGGUUUUUCCAGCAUUGGCAUUGGUCGUAACUCCGUGAGUUGACCGUGCGUUUGCGUGCGUGCGUGUGUGUGUGUGUGUGUAGGAAAAUCGUAACACAAACAUGAUCCGGAUGCGGUCGGAUGACUCCCAUUGGAGUUGAAUCAUCAUCACGAACAAACAACGGGUAAAUUCACCCUUCUUCGUUCCACACGUAAACCAGUCGGAGUUCCUUGGUGUGCCCUUUCCCGUGGACGAUCGUGCUUCCUUGUGUGUGAGUGUGUGUGUGUGUGUUUGUACGUGAUUGUAGGGCAACAACAAACGGCACUAGUUGGCUCCUGAUAGCGAAGUUGCAGUAACAACAACAACGCCCCCCACCCUGCCAGCAAAGGUCACCAGAAUGGCUUCCACGAUGCAGCUGGAGUUUUCGCAGGCCAUGUCCGACUUCAAGAACAUGUUCCCGGACAUGGACCGGGACGUGAUCGAGGCGGUGCUGCGCGCGAACCAGGGAGCAGUCGAUGCCACCAUCGACCAGCUGCUAGCCAUGAGCACGGACAAUCAGAACGAAAAGCUGCGUCACGAGCUGGAAACGGACGGCAGCGUUGGACCACGGGCGGCCAUAAAUCAGGCCACCGCUGCCGCUGCCGCCGCCACCGAGCGUCCCCUUCUCGACUUGUCCAGCGACGAGCCGAGCGCCGGCUCGGACCGGUUUCUCUCCACCUCGCCGAAUGCGGCGGCCGCCAGCUCGAUCGUUGCGCAACAGCUGGGCGCUUCGCCAAAAGUACGCAAAGCGCCGGCGGGCGGUAGCGCGACCGCAAGCGCUACCAACAGUCCCCGGGCGCAGCAGCAGGCGCGAGGCGAAGCGGGCCAUCCACCGACCCCGGCCACCAUGAACCGGCGCUGGAACCCGCCGCUGGUGGGUCCGCUGCCGCCCACCUUUCUGCGGCUCGGCGGGACGGCCGCCGUCGGUACGAUCGGGCCGGACGGCCAGUACCGCAGCGCGGCCGAGUUCGACAUGGGCGACGAGCAGUUCGCGAUGAUGCUGCAGAACGAGGAGUUUAUGGCGGAGCUGCGCUGGAACCAGGAGUUUCUGUCCGCGCUCGAGAAGGACCACCAGGGCAAGGUGCAGGACGAUGCCGCGUUCAAGGAGCGGUUGCGCCACAUGGGCAAGGUGUCGCGCAAGAAGUUCGCCCAGCUGGCGCGCGUCUUCACGUGGCAGCGGGGCGGCAACAAGAAGGCUAGUGCGGUGCGGCAUCCCGACUCGCUGCUGCUGCAGGAGGAGCACAGUGACGACGAGGCGGCCGAACCGAAGCGGGUCGCGUCGGGUAAGAAGUAGACCCCAGGGCUGUUGGACGCACGCACGCAAGUAGGUUUAGGGCGCAAGUGAAUCUCCAGCAAAAGGUUUGUGCGCGGCUGCAGGAAGCGUGUCGCAACCGUUAGCAAUCGAUUUUAGAGUUUUUUAAAUUAUUAAUUCUUACCCUGUAGUGUACACACGCUCCUUCGCACACACACACGGGUAGCGCGUACUGAUACUUCUCCGUACUAGGCAAUUGAAGAGACUGUGUGUGUUUUUUCCUUCCCGUUUUCCCACUUUCUCUCCCUCUCUCUCUAUCUAUCUCUUGUCUGCAUUUCCAUAUCGCUCCCUUUGCCCGCUCGAUAAGAAAACACACACGCGGAAGGGUGAACAUGUUCUUCUAUACACUGCAAAAUGGGUUGUACUCACCUUUCUCCUUUACUGGGUCGCCCACCACGUAGCACGCUGGAGGUGGGGCAAGAGAUUAGGGCGGGAACAGAAUAUGAGACUGGAAAAGCAUUUUUGUCAGCAACGUGAGAAAAGUGUGAUACGAAUGAUGUGCAGUGGAGAGCUGGUUGUUCAAUCGUGAUCGGUUUAAUCUCUUUCGUCCUUUCUUCUAGGACAACAUUUCCUUCUUCUCCUUCUUUAUUUCUGUUUUAAAUGUUCUAAAAAAUGUUUUUUUAUUUAUUUAUUUGUACAUAGUCAAAGAGUUUAUUUAUAAGCUUUGUUAUGUUUGUUUUUUGUUUGUUUGCCAUUACGAGACUUUAAGCCAGUAGCAAAAUGGCCUCCUCCUUCUCCUAUUCUGCCUAGCUGGCGUCAAACAAUCUAAGUUGCAAUCGGGUGUUAUCAAAGAAAAUGAAAACGACCCCCCCUUCCCCCCCAAAAAAGGUGUAAGAAAAGUAUAUAUAUUAAUUUAAUUAGUACUACUGCUAAGUGCUUAACCGUGCGUCGGCUGCCAUCGAUGUUGUUUAACAGAAGAAAGUUCAUUUUCAAUUUUGUUCCGUUUUAGAAGUUCUUUUUCCCCCCAGAAUCGUGAAGAAAAUGCUUCAAAGAGGUUGAGUUAACACACCAUCGUAUAGUAAGAAAAGAAGAAGAAAACUAAAGCAAACAACAACAAAAAAGGAAGAAACAAAAAAACGGAAACAUUUACAUGCAUAUUUAAAAUCAAAUAUAUAUACACAAACAAAACAAGCAAGCAAGCAUAUAUACAUAGAUGGAAGCAAUUAGGGUAAGAAGGGGCGGACAACAAAUAAGCAGGAUAAGAAGAAGAAGAGGAAGAAGAAGAAAACUUGUGAAUGCAACCAUGGUACUAGUCAUAGAGCUACGAACGCGCGUAGAGAUAAGGGCGAAAGCCACCCACUUUGGCUACCCCACAACCACCACCAAAACGAAACAAACACACACAUUUCACCGCAAACGAUAGUGCAAAACAAAAAAAGAAAAGAAAAAAUAACCGUUUAAAAAACCAAAAAUCCUAACAAGCCGAAUAUGAUACUAAACCCCGGAGGAAGUUAAGAGUAGUUAAGCUUUUAGGUUUUGUCCAUUGUUGCGUGUGACUGUUCGGUUCGGCAUUUUGCAUAUAUGUGUGUGUGUAUGUGUACCUCCCCCCCAUAUAAAUGCGUAGUGUAAUGGAACAAAGGGGAAGUGUAGUUCCAAAGCACGCAAGCAAUCUCAAUGAUAGAAUCUAAUCCAGCAAGGGACAAUUACUAAUGUAAUUUCACGUUCACUCGCAACUCGAUACCAAAUAAUCUUAUUUUUGCUGUGUGCUGUAACGCUUAUGUUUAAGGAUUAUUGUAUGGUAGGGAUUUAGAUUAUGCUAGAUAAGUGCCAUUGGUUUCUGCUUGGGGACGGUUCAAUUAUGUUUAUUUUUCCUUUCAUUAAUAUAUUCCUCAAACUUAUCACAUUCAAACCAAACCAACGCUCGCGAAGGGCUUCAACUAUAUUAAACCUGUCGGAAGAAUCUGGUUAGAAAAUUAAAAACCUAUAAGCAAACCAUAGUGUAAUAGCAGCGCAUACUAAACAGAAGAAGAUACAGUAAAUAGACCUCACUCUAAUAGGAUUGUCUUCUAAAAGCCAAUCCUGUUGGCCGUGUUGGAACGACAGAGAAGUGAGUGAGAAUUUCCCUCAUAAAAAAAGUUAUUACUAUCCCACACACAAACACAAAAAAGCGAAAAUGGAUGAAUCUCGUGCAAAUAAUCCAAAUGAAAAGCAAGCUUGAAGCGAGAGCUGCAUUGCAGAAGUUAACCGCAGGGAGAAAAGGGAGUCGAAAAAAGGGGAAGAGGUGAGUAAAAUAAAAGGGGGAAAAUGGAAAACAAA